AUGAAACUGGUGGAGUUUAGGCUUGCUAUGCCCUUGACGCUUGAGGAGUAUAGACUAUGUCAAUUAUAUUUAGUAGCAAAGGCAUCGUUAGAAGAUUGUGAACAGUUAUUAAAGAAUUCAGAGAAUAGUAGUAGUAAUACUGAUGAUACAAAUAAAGGUAUUGUUAUAUUAAAAAAUGAACGAUAUGAAGAUGAAAAAGGGAAUACUGGGCAAUUUACAUAUAAAAGAAUAAACUUAUUGAAUAGAUUACCAAAAUGGUUGUUAAGUUUUGUUGAUCCUAAAUACUGUUCAGUUGAUGAGAGAUCAUGGAAUUUUUAUCCUUAUCUAAAAACAGUUUAUGAAGCAAUAGGAUUUCCAAAAGCAACUAUUAAAGUUGAGUCAGCACAUCAUAUAGGUUUUAAUACAGAAGAGAAUGCUUUGAACAUACCAGAGGAAUUAUUGCCAUUAAGAAAAGUUGUAUAUAUAGAUAUUGUUAAUGAUAAAAUAUCAAAUAAGGAUUAUAAAGAGAAAGAAGAUCCUUCUUUAUUUUAUAGUGAAAAGGCAAAAAGAGGUAAAUUUGAUGAAAAUUGGAAGGAAAACACAAAAAUUAUAAUGACAUGUUAUAAAUUAUUUAGUGUUAAUGUUCCUUAUUUUGGUAUGUUUUGUUCAAAACUGGAAAAUUGGAUUAUUGGUACAUUGAGAGAUAAUAUUUUAAAAUAUCAUAGAAAAGCAUUUUGUUGGAUUGAUGAAUGGUUUGAUUUAUCAAUUGAAGAUAUUAGAAAGAUUGAAAAAGAUGUCCAAAAGAAACUUGAAAAUUUGUGGAAUAAAGCAAAGGCUGAAGGAUCUCUUUCUGAUAACUUGACCCAUUGUGAUGAAAGUCUUUUCUUUAGUAAUCACCUCGGAAACAAAAAUGACAAGAGUAUCAAAAGUAGUAAUGGGGAAAAUGAAAACAAGGGUGAUAAUGAGGCCUGUGGGUCGUCUAUCCAUGGUAAGGUCGUUGGGGAAUCGAAAAUGGUUUCAGGUAAGCACACUGCUAAGAAGAAGGAACAAGAUAAUGGUAAUGACAACAGUGGUAAUGGUAAUAAUGAUGAUAAUAAUGACGAUUUUGAUUAUAAUGACGAUAGUGAUAAUAAAAAUAGCAAUAAUAACAACAACAAUAGCAAUAUUAACAACAACAAUAGCAAUAUUAACAACAACAAUAGCAAUAUUAACAAUAACAAUAACAAUAAUAACAAUAACAACAAUAACAAUAAUAACAAUAAUAAAUUAACCAACACAUGCAAACAAAUGAUAAGAAAAUCAGGAAGGAAGACAUAUGGUAAUAAUAAAAAUCAUGCAUGUUUUGAUGAAAAACAAGUAUCAAUUAGCAAUGUUCCAAAUGAAGAGGAGCAUCAUAAUAACCACUCCCAACCGUCGACAUUAUCAUAUGGUACUAGGAGUAAUAAAAGUAUUUCAUUAUGUAAGGAAAACUCGCAUACUACAAUGUGUCCAGAUACUUUAGAAAAGGUAGUAGAAAAGGAAACACUUGAACAACAGGAGUUUGUGAAAACAAGUACAAGAACCUUAAGUAACGACAUCGAUAUUGAUAAUGAUAAUGUUAAUGAUGAUGAGGAAGAUGUUGAUGAUACACAGUACAGCCAAGGGACUAAAAGUGAAGAUGAUGAAAAUUCAAAGGACAAAGAUCUAGGGUUCAAAAAUUUUAACAAAUUGGAGGAAGAAGAUAUUAUGGACUCAAGUAAUAACUGUAAGAAUGAUAUGAACUUAGAAGAACAAUCAGAAAGACAUUUAAGUUUGCCAAGGGAAUCAAGAGUAAGGAGUAGAAUGUUGAAGGAGAAGGAGGAGUUGUAUAUGGAACCGAAUGAGGAGAAGGAUGAUAAGUUGAACUGUGAAGAUAUGACUGUGUGUAUAAAUGAGGAUGUACAUAAGGAUACGCACAGUGAACCGAGUAAUAAGAACAAGACAUUUGUAGAAAGAGUAGACCCAAUAAGAAUGAGCGAACAAAAGGAGGAGUCAGACAGCUUUUUCUUUUUCAAAAAAAAUAUAGGCACGAAUGCAUAUGGUGAAUAUUUGUACCGCUUAAACGAUGGUAUGUUUUACUCGUGGAAACUUAGGUACUUUGUUAUUAAAGGCAAUAAGUUGAGUUACUACAUUAAUGAUACAAGAAAAGAGUUGAAGGGUGAAAUGGAUUUGUUGAAUGCACAGAUACAGUGGAUUGGUGAGUAUAAGGGAAGGAAUAGCGUAUUUGUUGUUAACCCUGUUUCGAAAAGUCUUAGCUAUCUAAGUGCAGAUAAUGAAAUCCAAACAAAGAAAUGUAUGAUUGAUGUUCAAAUGGCAACUCUCAUGAAUAAUGGAUUUACUGAAGGAAAAUAUCAAAUGAAUCAUAAGGACAAACAGAUGAAGGAGCACGAGGAAGGUGAUAAUAUUAACAGCAUGACAAAGGACAGUCUCACUGUAAAGAAUUGUUGCACGGAUGUUGUCGAGAUUUUUAAUAAUUCUCUUGAGUCAUUCAGGGGGAAUAGCGAUGAACUUCGAGACGAGAUGGGAAUCGGAUCGACCGAUGCUGCUAGUUACCUUACUGGUGUUCAUAAAAUUGACAAGUUCGAUAUGAACAGUAGGAGUGAUAUUGUGAAUGAAAUUGCUCAUGGUAAAGAGGAAGGGGAAGAGAAGGAAACGUUUAUACAUAGCGGUAGUAGUAGUAGUGUUAUUAGUAGUAGUGGUAGUGGUAGUGGUAGUAGUAGUAGUAGUAGUAGUAGCAGUGGCAGUGGCGGUGGCAGUGGUAAUUACUGUAAGAAAGAAGUAGAUAUGGAAAGGAGAGGAUUAUUUAUCAAUACCGGUGAAUAUAAGGAGAGGUCAGUGAACAAGAAUGAGGAUUACAAUAAAAAGGAACAAAAUGUUGAUACCCAUUACGGUAGGAGAAAAGAUGCAGAGUAUUCAGAAAAAAAUGACUGUUAUUUUAGCACGACAGAUGAACAAGUUUUGGGUGAAAAGGAAGGCAAAUGGAAAACAUAUGGCAGGGUAUGCACAAAUAACAGUAGUGAUGGUAAUAAUGGUAGUAACAGGAGGAACAUCAGUAAGUAUGGUAAUGGUGAUAAUGGAAAAGGUAGUGGAAAUAGCGUUAACGGUAUUAAUGGUUUAGAUGAUAACUUCUUAUAUUCCGGCGAGAAAAUUAACAGUGAAGCGACUCAGAAUUUUUUCAUCAAAUUUAACGAGUAUAGACAGAAUUACAAUUUAGAGGGAGGAGGAGGAGAGGCUUACGAAAUGAGGAAUAAAUUGUUGAACCCAUCAAAUGAACAUUUAUAUGAGAAAAUUAAUUCAUUCAAUAAUAAUAAUGAUAUGAAAAAAGAGGAUGAUGAUGAUGAUUAUUAUUAUUAUCAACAUUUUAGAAAUUAUAACCAUGUUGAAAAAGUUCAUUUGGAUGAUAAAUAUGAAAAUAUGAUACCAUAUAAUGAUGUAGAAGGUUUUUUGAGUUCUUUAUUAAAUAUGAAUCUAAAUCAUGUAGAUCGUAACGUGUUAGAUGAUUUUUCUUAUCAUUUGGAGGAUUUAUAUAUGGACAAUAAUAUAAAUAACAGAAGGAAGAAUAAUGAAUUGGUUUAUAUAUUUUUUUAUAUUUUUUCUAUUCUUUCAUGUUUUUAUUCAUUUAUAUCAUUAUAUAAAUGUUUUAAAUUUCUUUUUUAUUUUUUAUCUUCUCUUUUUUUAUGCUUAUUUGUGGUUUUCUAUAAUAAGUAUUUGCAAAAUAAUUAUUUUAGCAAAAUUAUGUAUACCUGUUCAAUGGAUAUCCCUAUGAAUAUUAAUUUUUUGGCAUCUUUUUUAAUGAGUGAUGACAAAUAUUAUGUAGGAGAGGUGGACAAGACUGUAUUCAAAACGAAGAAUUCUUGUUUGAGUUAUGUGUAUAGUUCUUUUAAUCUUUAUUUUAUGAAUCCGUUACUUAGUAUCUUUUCCUAUUUUUUUAGACCUAGAAAUUCUUACAGUACUCAAUAUUUACAAAAAUGUUAUAGUCUGAAUAGUACAGAUAAAAAGGAACAUGAACACUUGCGCUCGUAUUUCUUUAUUAAAUAUACUAGCAAAAAUGCGAAGAACUUUUUUAAGCUUUUCAAUUAUGGAGAAGCAGAUCGGGAUGUUGUAUCUGAGACACGCAGGGUGAUGUUACCUCAUAGUGAAGAUGGAAGUACUGAAGGGACCAUAAGGAGGAGAAGAAAAACUUAUGAGAAUGAGGAAACUAUUGGAAAUAGAGAUGGUUCAUUAGUUUGCACAAGUGGAGUAGACGCAGUAGCAGAAGAAGCAACGGUGGCAGUCUGCUUGAGAAGCGGUGCUGAGGAAAAAUUAGAAGUAGAAAAAGCAAAGAACGAUCAGGGUUAUAGGAGCAUUAUAAAUUUAUCUAAGGAAGAUUACAAUAGAGAAAAUGGAAUGAAUGGAAUACCUACGAUCAAUUUGAAACAUGGGGAAGUUAGGAGUAUGAGCUGGGUUGACACUGUAAUGAACAAUCCAAACAGUGUUAAAGAUAAUGGUAAUAUAAAUAUUAUGGUGAGUAGUAAAAGCGGUACGAACGUGAGUGAUGAUCGACAGUGUAGAGACAGUGGGAAGGUUGAUUUUCGCUCGAUGGACGGAGAUGUAUUCACAUUUUGGUUUGGGCCAAAUGUGGGGACAAUUUUACGAAAAUUGAGGAACAACUUUUUCUAUUGGUCAUUUGUAAAGUUGAAAUAUAUUUUAAAAAAUUUUAGAAAUUUUAAAAAUAAUUUUUGUAAAAAAUAUGUACAAGUUGAUGGAUUUGAUUUAUUUCUAAUCCAUGAAAAAAAUGAAAAAUUGUGUAACGUCAAUUAUUUUACAAGUUAUAAUUUUAAGUCAUUACUUUUUAAUAAUUUUUUAAAUUAUGCUAGGUGUUCAAGCAUUAGUAAAUCGUUACUAACAAAAUGUAAUUUAAAUAAGCACAAUAUGGAUGAUAUGUUGUAUACUUUUAAGGAAAAAAAAAAAAGGCGAGGACAGGAACAUGUUACAUAUGAUGAAGAUACAAAAAAAAAAAAAAAGAUUGAAAUACCAAUACUACAACUAUUAGAACUACAACAACUGCAGCAGAGAUAUGAUAUGAAAGAAGCGGAGAAACAGAUAUGUCGAAAAAUUUUUUAUAAUAUUAAUAAUGAAGAAAUUUCAAAAAAUAUGAUACGAUACAUAUAUGACUUAACACAUACAGAAUAUAUUAACUGUAUGAAAUGUAUACCUUUGAUAGAAAAUGUGGAUGAUAUUUUUUUUAUUAUUAAUUUAGCUAAGAUGUUUUUAUACAUAGUUGAGUACAUACGUUUGUUUGACAUACCGAAUAAAUGUGUCCUAAGUAAUUACAUAGAAAGAUUAGAAAAUAAUAAGGACUACUUAAAUUAUUCAGAUGAUUUAUUUAUUAGUAAUGUUAUCCUCUUAUUAAAAUCGAUGAUUUUGUUGCAUACCACUUUUGCAAAUUCUUUUAUUUUAUCGAAACAAAAUGAAAAAUUGGAAGCCUCAUUUGAACAUUCAAAAAUUAGUAUGAGCAUGAAAAAUAAUUAUCCCAUAUGUUUUUCCCUAAAUGCGGAAAAUGUAAAAACAAGAGCACAAAUUACUUCAGAUUUUAAUCUAAAAAAUAUGUGUACAUUUGAUGAAAUUACCGUAGUUGUAGACAACGAGAUACAAAUAAAAAAUAAGAAGAGUAACUAUCAGAUGAAUCUAAAAUUGCCUCACCUAACAUUGAAGGGCUUGUUACACGGAAAUCUGUCCUUUACCUUUUCCGACAAAUUGGUUGUACGCGACUCCCUGCGCAACUGUGCGGAUAUACGGUUUGUAGAUAAGACGAAAAGAAAUGGAGAAUUUUUAGGAGUCAUUAAAAGAAAGGAAACGAUUACGAACAUUUUGAGUGGCAAUGUUUUCAAUAAAAUAAUUCUGAACAGUGAUAAAGAAUAUGGCGAUGAGCAGGAUAUUAAAGUGAAUCUAACCUACAAGGAAAACACGGCUAACUUAACGAAGUAA
Messenger RNA from Plasmodium malariae, 5964 nucleotides. Its product is annotated as phosphatidylinositol transfer protein, putative. The record is from RefSeq and is a predicted model, not a curated record. NCBI's taxonomy places the organism in Eukaryota, Apicomplexa, Aconoidasida, Haemosporida, Plasmodiidae. Gene Ontology annotation, biological process: phospholipid transport. The transcript is spliced from 3 exons. Bases 1 to 5964 code for a protein of 1987 amino acids.